Coregonus sp. 'balchen' is the source of this 24364-nucleotide messenger RNA. The record is from the annotation of a GenBank genome assembly. Lineage: Eukaryota; Metazoa; Chordata; Actinopteri; Salmoniformes; Salmonidae.
AUGGACCGACUGAAGGAGGCCUGCUCUGCUCUGCUGUACUCCCAGUCAGCCACUAUGCAGUAUCAGCAGCUUUGACUCAUCCAGGCUGACUGGCCAUGACUCUGUGCUAAUUCAGUCACUGUUACUGACAUUUGUCAAGGUCAAAGCGAAGCUCGUCAUUUAGCCAUUUGGCUCGAGGGGAAACCAGCGUCACAAAACAAACAUUUUUGUCGCUCCAUAUUUAGCUGGUCUCUUGUGUUUAUUGUAUUCUGUUAGGUUAGCUGACAACGCAGGUGGCCUCAGUGGUGACCUGUGCCACUCAGUCAAAGGUCAAUGCUGAAAUCUUUCUCUCUCCAGGAGGCUUUGCCAUUGUGUUCCUGGUGCGGACCCACCAGGGGGUGCGCUGUGCCCUGAAGAGGAUGUACGUCAACAACGAGCACGACCUGCAUAUCUGCAAGCUAGAGAUCCAGAUCAUGGUGAGAACCGGCUCUGGGCUGGAGUUCUGCUCAGUCUGUCACCCUGUCUACCUUUAUAAUGCACAGGCUCUCUCAGACAAAUGGGCUUCACAAAGGGGGCAAAUCACUGUGCCACUGCUGUAGUGAAGCUGAUGUAGAACCACACGGAUAAAACUACACAAAUAAAAUAAUAGGAUUGUGUUUAUAUUCUGGAAGAGGUGAUAUGGGAGAGAGUUGCUGACUAUGGAAGUGGGGGGGGGGGUUGACAAAACUAACUUAAACAAACAUAUACAGGGAGGGAGAGAGAGAGAGAGAGAGAGAGAGGGAGCAGAAAGGUGUGUAGUAACUGAGUCACACUCUUAGCUCAGUUAGAGCCUGCUGCUGAAUAUGUUGAGUUGGAAUUCAUGCAGAUAAACUCCCCCACCCCCUUGGGCCUCAGUUCCCUAACUUGAGGCCAUGCUGUAAGAUAACCAGCCCCUGCAGCCACACCCUGGGGGGCAUUAUUGGUACAGGAUGACUAUCAUUAUUGGGUCGUUCCACGAAAUGGGUGCCUUUUGCGUCCCUUUUAUAUUUUUAAGUAGAAAUAAUGCACCAAUAUUGAAUUUUAAAAGCCUGUCAUAUUAAAUGAAGUACACUAUAAUAUAGACCACAUGAAGAAUUCAAUAGAUCUGAUUUUUAAUAUGAAUAAUGGCUAUAGUGCCAAAAUUCAGCAUUUUGACAUGUCCCUCCAUCAACCCUGUCACUUCUAGGAAGAUUUCAACUCACUUAAUCCCCAAAUGUCUCCAAGUUUCACCACCAUUGUAAAGGCCUAGUUAUUUUGCUGCUUUGACAGUCAUUUCUGAAGGUUAUUAUUUAUAUUCAUGUGAUUGGUGAUGUAUUUACGUCUGUCCCUCAUUUUAAGGCCAACCCUGUUAUGCAAACAAUUUACUCCUUUAAAAUAAUGGACCAUUCCACCAAGUUAAAUGAUUCACAGCAAGUGACAUUGUUUGAGGCCUCUGAACAGCAUGGUGGAAAAGGAAGUAGGUCUUCUCUGUCUUUUUGGUCUAUUUAUAAUUGUUUUAUCAACUUUAACUGAGGUGGUCAAGUUCAACAUAUCAACUUUAAUUUGAUUUAACUUUCGUUAUGUGUGGAACAUGUAUAAUUCCUAAUUUCAUGAACACCAUGUGGUCCCAUGCUCUUCACAACAUGAGGAGUAAUGGCCGAUCUUCACCUAAAACCUCAACGAGGCCCAAAGGUGACUUUAUCACUUUGAUAUUAUACGUGAGUUUAUUUGUACAAGGGAGACUUGAUCAAUGAGAAAAUGUUGGAUUUAUCUCAAACAUGAAUUUUAAAUAAUAGUUAAGCAGUUACAUAAGUGUCCGUAACAGGGUUGACAGUGUGGAACAAGUGCAGAUAAAAUCUGUUAUGGUAGCUUCUGAUGUGUCUAGCUUAGUUCGACUACAGAGGGAUGCCAUGGUUACCGAGGUGAUCUGGUGUCUGUGUUGUCUUCCUACUACUUCACUCUCCUACUGUAACCAAGUAUUCCAUCAAACUGUCUGUUCUCACUGGCUAUACACCUGAAUAAGAAAAUAUUUCUCAAAACACUUUUUGGGUUGUAGGCUCAUUUUUAUGUUUCUCGCUCUCUCUUUUGCGCGCACACACAGGUUGGCAUGACAGUGUGAAAGUGUUAUCACACAGUGGUAUUAUUGGGUGCAUAUGAGGUAGGGAUGUAGCUCAGUUGGUAGAGCAUGGCAUUUGUGGUUGUGGGUUCGAUUCCAGUAUAAAAAAUAAAAAUGUAUGCACUCACUAACUGUAAGUCGCUCUGGAUAAGAGCGUCUGCUAAAUGACUAAAAUGUAAAUGUAAAAUGCUCUUAGUUUAUAGGAUUUUAAUGCCUGAGAUGAGAAUAUUUGUUGUUCCGUACUCAACAUAUCCUCCAUGCAAUUGAAUGUUGAAAGAAGAGAUUAAUUUAAUUUCUUCCGUUUGCAUGUCCAAAAGGCACCCUAUUACUUCCAGCCUUUUGGCAGAUCCUCAGAUUCAGCAAGCAGGAGCAGAAUACACUCUGGCAAUCCAAAAAACAAAGAUCACCAUUGUUAUGGCAGCCUGUUUGGAAUUUGAAAGCAAACCAGAGACCUAUGAGGUUAUUUAAAUUCUUUGUAAUAUUAACCAAUUGUGUGUGUGCAUGUGCAGAGGGACCUUGUGGGCCACAGGAACAUUGUGGGUUUCCUGGACUCCAGUAUAACUGCAGUGGGAGCAGGAGAUGUCUGGGAGGUCCUCAUCCUCAUGGACUUCUGUCGUGGUAAUUCUGCCCCUCUUUCCUGAUCAAUCACUUUAGUGGUUUCAUUAGUGUACAAACCUCAUACCAUGACAGGAGCGUAUCUACUUUGUUUCCAAACCCAUUGUAAGUCCUCCCUGGUUUGUUGCAGGUGGUCAGGUGGUGAACCUGAUGAACCAGCGUCUGCAGACAGGCUUCACUGAGGCAGAGGUGCUGCAGAUCUUCUGUGACACCUGCGAGGCCGUGGCCCGCCUCCACCAGUGCAAGACGCCAAUCAUCCAUCGAGAUCUCAAGGCACGAGCACUUCACACACACCCUCAGAGUCUGCACCCUACUCACACUUGCCUUUAUCAUGUCUUCUUUAUCUGUUUGUCUUUAAUAAAUGUCCUAGCUGCAUAUAUGUGUCCCAGCAUGAGAAGUGAACCAUGAAGUGUAUAAAUAUGUUACACACCAUUCAAAGAUCAACUCAGGAGUCACCUGUCUCAGGAGUCACCUGUCUCAGCAGUCAUCUUUGUGUCUCUAUCUCCUCUGCAGGUGGAGAAUAUCCUACUCCAUGACCGGGGACACUACGUGCUGUGUGACUUUGGCAGCGCCACCAACCGCUUCCAGGACCCUCAGACAGAGGGCGUGCCACUGGUGGAAGAGGAAAUCAAGAAGUGAGUGAUUCUGAAGAGCUUCACCUCAACUGGAAUACUGAACUCAUGGGAGUGGUUUGAUAGUUUUAGUCUAGUGAACCAACAAGUACAACCGGUUGGGAUGUUGUGGAUUAACUGUGCCAAGUGAACCCUAUUGAGGACAUUUAUCUGCAAUUGAAGUCCUUCCUAAAUUAGUGUGCUCCCUUGCUUCCCCACCUUAAGGUACACUACUCUGUCAUACCGAGCCCCAGAGAUGAUCAACCUUUACAAUGGCAUGGUCAUCACUACAAAGGCAGACAUCUGGGUGAGUUGGCAUACUGCUGAAUCGCCAUGAGAGAUUAUGACUGGUUUCUCUCCACUAUAGAGUUAUGUUGGCUUGAUGCCAGGUAAUAAAAGGUGUCCUGAUGUGCACUGUGCUGUCUCUACAGGCUAUGGGCUGCCUGCUGUAUAAACUGUGCUACUUCACCCUGCCGUUUGGGGAGAGCCAGGUGGCCAUCUGUGAUGGCAGCUUCACUAUUCCAGACAACUCCCGCUACUCCCAGGACAUGCACUGCCUCAUCAGUGAGUAGCCAUCCUCCCUGUCAACUCCUACUGAAUGGUCUGUGCGUUCGUAUGUAAGAGAGUUGUCUUUCUGGCUCUGUCUUUCUCUCUGUGCCCCUUCUCUCUUUCACAGUGCAAGUCCUUUAGUCCAAAGAGAUAAAUAUACAGUGCAUUCGGAAAGUAUUCAAACCCCUUGGAUUUUUCCACAUUUUAUUACGUUACAGCCUUAUUCUAUAAUGGAUUAAAUAGUUUUUCCCCCCUCAUCAAUCUACACACAAUACCCCAUAAUGACAAAGCAAAUCUAUUCAAAAUAGGAAACUGAAAUAUCACAUUUACGUAAGUAUUCAGACCCUUUACUCAGUACUUUGUUGAAGCACCUUUGGCAGCGAUUACAGCCUUGAGUCUUCUUGGGUAUGAUGCUACAAGCUUGACACACCUGUAUGUGGGGAGUUUCUCCCAUUCUUCUCUGCAGAUCCUCUCAAGCUCUGUCAGGUUGGAUGGGGAGCGUCGCUGCACAGCUAUUUCCAGGUCUCUCCAGAGAUGUUUGAUUGGGUUCAAGUCCGGGCUCUGGCUGGGCCACUCAAGGACAUUCAGAGACUUGACCCGAAGCCACUCCUGCAUUGUCUUGGCUGUGUGCUUAGGGUUGUUGUCCUGUUGGAAGGUGAACCUUCGCCCCAAUCUGAGGUCCUGAGUGCUCUGGAGCAGGGUUUCAUCAAGGAUCUCUCUAUACUUUGCUCCGUUCAUCUUUCACUCGAUCCUGACUAGUCUCCCAGUCCCUGCCGCUGAAAAACAUCCCCACAGCAUGAUGCUGCCACCACCAUGCUUCACCGUAGGGAUGGUGCCAGGUUUCCUCCAGACGUGACGCUUGGCAUUCAGGCCAAAGAGUUCAAUCUUGGUAUCAUCAGACCAGAGAAUCUUGUUUCUCAUGGUCUGAGAGUCCUUUAGGUGCCUUUUGGCAAACUUUAAGCGGGCUGUAAUGUGUCUUUUACUGAGGAGUGGCUUCCGUCUGGCCACUACCAUAAAGGCAUGAUUGGUGGAGUGCUGCAGAGAUGGUUGUCCUUCUGGAAGAUUCUCCCAUCUCCAUAUAGGAACUGUGGAGCUCUGUCAGUGACCAUCGGGUUCUUGGUCACCUCCCUGACCAAGAACCUCCUUCUCCCCCGAUUGCUCAGUUUGGCCAGCGGCCAGGUCUAGGAAGAGUCUUGGCGGUUCCAAACUUCUUCCAUUAAAGAAUGAUGGAGGCCACUGUGUUCUUGGACCUUCAAUGCUGCAGAAAUGUUUUUGUACCCUUCCACAGAUCUGUGCCUCUACGGACAGUUCCUUCAACCUCAUGGCUUGGUUUUUGCUUUGACGUGCACUGUCAACUGUGGGACUUUUAUAUAGACUGGUGUGUGCCUUUCCAAAUCAUGUCCAAUCAAUUGAAUUUACCAAAUGUGGACUAAAUGUAAACAGGAUGCACAUGAGCUCAAUUUCGAGUCUCAAAGCAAAGGGUCUGAAUACUUUAUAAAUGUGCAACAUUUUCUAAACUGUUCGCUUUGUCAUUAUGGGGUACUGUGUUUAGAUUGAGGGGGAAGAAAUCCAUUUUAGAAUAAGGCUGUAACGUAACAAAAUGUGGAAAAAGUCAAAUGGUCUGAACUUUCAGAAUGCACUGUAUCAGUAUGAUAAUUACCAACCAUAUUUUCUUCCAUUCAUCAGGAUACAUGCUGGAGCCUGACCCUGAAAAGAGACCAGAUAUCUAUCAAGUGUCCUACUUCGCCUUCAAGCUGGCCCGUAUCGAAUGCCCCAUCCAGAACAUACAUGUAAGUCACCUCAUCAUCAGUAAUGACAACAGGACUAGAAAAUCUCCCCGGAGACGAAGGUUACAACCAAAUAAUUCAAAGGGUCAUAAUGUAGAGGAACUUUUAACUUUAUCUGAAUUGUUACCUUGCUCUCCAAAUGCCAGGUGUAAGUCAAUCAUUGAAAGUAAGAGAUGAUACAGUGAGGGAAAAAAGUAUUUGAUCCCCUGCUGAUUUUGUACGUUUGCCCACUGACAAAGAAAUGAUCAGUCUAUAAUUUUAAUGGUAGGUUUAUUUGAACAGUGAGAGACAGAAUAACAACAAAAAAAUCCAGAAAAACGCAUAUCAAAAAUGUUAUAAAUUGAUUUGCAUUUUAAUGAGGGAAAUAAGUAUUUGACCCCCUCUCAAUCAGAAAAGAUUUCUGGCUCCCAGGUGUCUUUUAUACAGGUAACAAGCUGAGAUUAGGAGCACUCCCGUGUGCUCCUAAUCUCAGCUUGUUACCUGUAUAAAAGACACCUGUCCACAGAAGCAAUCAAUCAAUCAGAUUCCAAACUCUCCACCAUGGCCAAGACCAAAGAGCUCUCCAAGGAUGUCCGGGACAAGAUUGUAGACCUACACAAGGCUGGAAUGGGCUACAAGACCAUCGCCAAGCAGCUUGGUGAGAAGGUGACAACAGUUGGUGCGAUUAUUCGCAAAUGGAAGAAACACAAAAGAACUGUCAAUCUCCCUCGGCCUGGGGCUCCAUGCAAGAUCUCACCUCGUGGAGUUGCAAUGAUCAUGAGAACGGUGAGGAAUCAGCCCAGAACUACACGGGAGGAUCUUGUCAAUGAUCUCAAGGAAGCUGGGACCAUAGUCACCAAGAAAACAAUUGGUAACACACUAUGCCGUGAAGGACUGAAAUCCUGCAGCGCCCGCAAGGUCCCCCUGCUCAAGAAAUCGCAUAUACAGGGCCGUCUGAGGUUUGCCAAUGAACAUCUGAAUGAUUCAGAGGAGAACUGGGUGAAAGUGUUGUGGUCAGAUGAGACCAAAAUUGAGCUCUUUGGCAUCAACUCAACUCGCCGUGUUUGGAGGAGGAGGAAUGCUGCCUAUGACCCCAAGAACACCAUCCCCACCGUCAAACAUGGAGGUGGAAACAUUAUGCUUUGGGGGUGUUUAUCUGCUAAGGGGACAUGACAACUUCACCGCAUCAAAGGGACGAUGGACGGGGCCAUGUACCGUCAAAUCUUGGGUGAGAACCUCCUUCCCUCAGCCAGGGCAUUGAAAAUGGGUUGUGAAUGGGUAUUCCAGCAUGACAAUGACCCAAAACACACGGCCAAGGCAACAAAGGAGUGGCUCAAGAAGAAGCACAUUAAGGUCCCGGAGUGGCCUAGCCAGUCUCCAGACCUUAAUCACAUAGAAAAUCUGUGGAGGGAGCUGAAGGUUCGAGUUGACAAACAUCAGCCUCGAAACCUUAAUGACUUGGAGAAGAUCUGCAAAGAGGAGUGGGACAAAAUCCCUCCUGAGAUGUGAGCAAACCUGGUGGCCAACUACAAGAAACAUCUGACCUCUGUGAUUGCCAACAAGGGUUUUGCCACCAAGUACUAAGUCAUGUUUUGCAGAGGGGUCAAAUACUUAUUUCCCUCAUUAAAAUGCAAAUCAAUUUAUAACAUUUUUGACAUGCGUUUUUCUGGAUUUUUUUGUUGUUAUUCUGUCUCUCACUGUUCAAAUAAACCUACCAUUAAAAUUAUAGACUGAUCAUUUCUUUGUCAGUGGGCAAACGUACAAAAUCAGCAGGGGAUCAAAUACUUUUUUCCCUCACUGUAUGUAAGGCACUGUACUUAAUGUUAUUUUAUUUAAAAUGUAAGAAGCUUUCACAUUUUACUAAGAUGUUGUAUUCAUGUCUAAUCUUUUUGGAAAGCAACAUAAGUCUAUUGCAAAAUGCCAGAGGAUGGGGGAGCAAGCGGCUUUGUGGUUGUUGCCAGUUGGCUGCCCACCAUCCCCCAGGCCCCUUUGCUUUGCAUUGAUAGAGCAAUGUCAGCACUCAAUCAUCUGACACAGCACAUUUCAGACCACAUUCCCAGUGGACAUUCAAGGCCGAUUCAUGGAAUCUUUAACUGAUCAUGACAUUGCUGCAGUCAUGUCAUGCAGAAGUUAUAAUGAUAAAGGGUUCUUGUUCCCUCGCUGUGACAAAAGGAAAACCAUUACACUAGAAAUCUGAGUGAAGCUGAUUGAUUUAAAUUGAGUAGUAUAUCUAAGCAUAGUACUGAAACUCUUCUCACCUUCACAGAACUAUCCUAUUCCUACAAAACUUCCUGAACCAAUCAGAGCCAGCGAAGCUGUGGCCAAAAAGAGUCAAUCCAAAGCCAGGUAAGUGAGGAGCAUGAGAAUCCCUUUUUUAAAUUAUAGUUACAGAUGUAAAGCUCCGGCAAUGAUAACCUGUCUUGCCCUUCCGCUCCCCUCCCAGGCUCUCAGACCCUGUCCCCACAACAGAGACGUCCAUCGCGCCCCGGUCACGACCCAAAGCUGGAGGGGCCCAGCCCAUAGGCAUCCUGCCCAUCCAGCCGGCCCUCACCCCACGCAAGAGACCCAGCGUGGCUGCAGGAGGUACGCACACACUACCCUCUGUGCCUUCUUUGUUUCUCAGUCAAAGCUUGAACCACAAGGACCUGAUAAUGUGGUGAGCAGAGAGCUGAGGCCUGCAAGCAGGGAAAGUCUCUAAUCCUGUCACAAAACACUCACCGAGAUAGACAUCCUGUAUUGAGCUUGAUGUAUUGAACUGUUCCACGUGUUUGGCUGACAUAACAUGGCCUUGUAAUCCCAGUGGUUUAAUUUGUCCGUCCGGACAAGGCUUUAAUAGUCUAUUAAUGAGCCCUUGGUGACACCCAUAGUCUAUCUGAGCCCUUCUGUCCAUCUGCUUGUAUAGAGACCGAUAGGAGCUGCAAGCUUGUCUGUUUUAGUCAAUUGUUAUCAAUGUCAUCCUUCCAAGACAGCCAUCUUUUCCCCUGUACUACAGGUGUUUUAGGCGCUGCCCAGCCGGCUGUUGCUGUUCAAUUAGUCCAGCAGGUGCCUGCUGCACAGGCCACAUCCCCACUGGCUCAGACCGCCCCUUCGCAGCCCAUGGCCACGCCCCAGCAUCAGCAGGGUCUCUUCAUGAAGCAGCAGGCUGCAGCCUUCUUCAGCCCACAGCAGAAGACCAACCAGGUGGGCAUAUCUCUUAUCAGUCUGCUAAAGGCACUAUAUAUUACCUUGUGUUUGGGCUUCUUAAUAUAUCAGAGAAUCUUGUUGCCAUUUGCCAAUAAUAUGAAGUCAUUGUUUUUUAUGCAUCCAUUUAUUGCCUUCUAACUUAUGAUAUUUCUAUGUAGAGUGCACUUUUAGCAGGACCUCUGAAUAACCUUGUGGUUUUGAAUGAAAUUGAAUCAAACUGAAUAACUUGAUUGACUUUCCAGGAACUCCCCUCUGAUCUGUUAAUUAAAAUACACUAAGAUGUCAUGUGUAACAAAAAUCCAACUGCAGAAAUGACAACUUUCAUGAAAUACACAGGGAACAGAAGGGUGAACUGGUUUGCACUUGGCAGAGCAAUAACUCAUCCCAAACUGGGCCAAAUUAGACAGUAGGGAGGGGUUUUCCUGAACACUGGUUGUGUUUCUCCCACCAUCCUAUCCCUAAGCAGCAUCAGCUGGUGCAGACCAUCUACAAACAACAGCAGCAGCCUCCCAUCCCGACCCCCCAGGGCUCUGUGGCUGUGCAGCCCAAAACGAAUCCUGUGGCUCCUGUUGCUCCUCUGCAGCAGCAGCCAGCCAGCCCUGCGGCAGACCUCCCCUCCCCCCAACCACCAGCCCCCCCUCAGCCUGCAGCCCCAGGACCUAAAGCCACAGGACCUGCACUUGACUGUGACUCUGAGCCCACGGUAAACCCCCUUCCCUCCGGCAACCUGCUGGUCUGUGGGACAGGGAGGGCUAACAGGCCCAUCUCCUCUGGCAGCCUGCUGCCUUGUGGGACAGGGGGACUAACAGGCCCUGGCUCUCUGUCUGGGGCCUUAGAAUCUGGCUAAUCACCUAACACUGACUUUGUAUGCAUUCUGCAUUUGCAUUGGAUUAGUUCCCUUUAAAAUAACUGCAUGUUUUAUUGAUCUAUGUAAACAAUGAUGUAGAAAUACUUGCUCUUGGAUUGGUCCUGUAUACUGUUGUGAGGACUGAAUUAAGCAGUCUAAAAAGGAUACAUCAGUGCUUCUCACUAACAUCGAAGACAGAUCUUUCAUACUUUGCAUAGUGAUCAAAUAUAAUUCAACCAAAAGGAUAAGAUUUAGAAGCUGUCUAGUGGCUUUUCCUUUCACUAUGGUUAUAAUGUCUAAAGUUGUCAUGAAACAUCUCUGUCACUGGAACCUGUCACCACUCAGUUCUGUCUCCUUUGUGAUUUAUUGUUCUAAAUCUAAUCUCUGUCAAAAAUAUGAAUCAAUAACGGAUCAUCCUGAAAACCAUCCAUUGGUAUUUUGCCACUAAUCAACCAUGUCUUUUCACCAACCAAUAGAAUAGCUAAUCAACUUGGAUCAACCUGUCAUUUUCUUCCUUCUGAUAUUCGGUGUGAUAUUUUCCUUAUCUCCAUAUUAAACCCUUUCUCUCGCUCUCUCCUCCCAGCAUCUGGCUCCUGGACGUGGGCUCCACAAGGUUGGCUCCCUGACGCCCCCCUCCUCCCCAAAGAUGGCCCCCCGAGGCAGUCACAGACGCAUCCUGAGCGACGUCACCCACAGUGCUGUGUUUGGGGUCCCAAUCAGCAAGUCAACCCAGCUACUGCAGGCGGCUGCAGCCGAGGCCAGCCUCAACAAGUCCAAGUGAGCUGAAUUAACCCAUCUCAAUGAACUGAGGAAUCAACUGUCCAUUCAUUCCACACACUGACUGACUGACUGACUGACUGACUGACUGACUGACUGACUGAGUGAGAUGCAGGCCAAUGAACAGGCCAUUCAUACAGAGAACCUUAAUAGCCCAUAUAGUUCAACACAGGAAUAAACAGUCCAUUCAAUCUACAAAUAACUCAAUAGGAUUUUUAAUUACCCAUAUUUGCAUGCAUGUUUUAUAUUUGGCACAGACUUGUUUGUACUUAAGAUAAAUGAGAUGGAUGAUUUCCACUGUAACCUUUGUUUUCCUAUGUGUGUUGUAGGUCAGCCAGCACCACCCCCUCUGGCUCCCCCUGCUCCUCCCAGCAGAGUGUGUACCAGCCAGGGCAGGGCGGUGCCCAGACAGCCCCCUCUGCACCCACUGGCAGCUGGAACCCUUUUGGUGACGACAACUUCUCCAAGCUCAGUGCCGAGGAGCUGCUCAACAAGGACUUUGCCAAGCUGGCCGAGAGUAAGACCACAAUGUCCAGUCUGUGUAUAGACAUCUACAAGUGCAAUGGAUAGUUGGUAGAUAGGUAAAUGAACAGAGGUGAUGUUGUUUUCUAAUUGUGUAUGUCUUUAUGACAGCUACAACAGGGGAGAGGGCCAGCCUCUCUACAGAGAACCUAAUUUCAGGGCUGCAGCCUGUCUCUGCUGCUGGGUCCACAGGCAAGGCUUUCCCGGGUAAGACCCCACGUGUUCACCAGCCUUCCUCUCUGUGUCAUACAGACGUUAUUAUUCCUCUCCCUCAUCUCUACAUAUUUCCCAUGUGGUGUCCUGUUGUUUUUAGCUGUCGGCUUCUUCUCUGUAAAUCUUUCUUUCGAAGAUCGAUUUUUCUCCUGCUCUGUAGAAUUCUUUCUUUGAGAGAUGUAUCGGUUUGAGCUGUCAAGUGAACCUCUCGCACCUUUCUCUGAGACAAUUUUCUCUGAGCCCAACCCAAGCCAAUUACUGUUGUGUAAUUUGUUCUCCUCAGCUCUGUUGUCCUCUUACAUCUUGUUGACUUUCUAUUAGAUCAGUAACUGUCAUAACCAACCAUACCAUCUUCUCCAACAUCCUUCCUCCCCUAUUCUCCUGCUGUCUCUCAUUCUUUCUCUCCUUCUCCCGCUUUCUUUCUCCAUGUGUGAUGUUAAGCUGAGAGAGGUGCUGACAUCCUGGGUUUGGAUGCAGGCUCAGCGAUUUUGAGUGUCCCGGACCCCUUUAACGCCCUCUCCCUCUCUGACACCACAGGUAACGCCCUUUCCCAGCAUGCAACGUUGUUGUGGAAUGUAUUGGCAGGUUCCACUUCUCUGUCCUGCCAGGAUCCCUACUUUACCAUCAAGCAUCCAUCCAAUGUGUUUCAAUUCUUGCGCAUAGAUGUUCCUGAGACACUCAUGUUGGUGGAUUGUAUGUGGCCUAUAUCUAAUGUUUAAAGCCAUUGUUUAGAUCAUGACUGGGGUGACAUGGCUUUGCUCUGUAGUCCUAUUGUCCCUGUCCUCUUAGCAUAAUUGAUUCCCUUUCAGCUCCUAUGAAUAGAGACCUUAGCUGGAUUGCCUCACACUUGUGGACCGUGCCUCUGUCUGUACUGUUGCCUGGUUACCUGAAGGACACAUUCUCCUUUGUUAAUCGGAUUGCUGUUCCUCUGGAGGCGCCUGCUUUAGAAUGCCUCUGUCACUGAGAACAGUGGGAAAGUUCAGCGUCACAUCUGAGCUCUUCCUUUAGUUGGUAGUUGAUUGCUUUUCCAAAUGGCUCAGGAGCAAUACUCUGUCCUCAGUUUAUCUUAACACAGACUAGGCUGUAUUCACUGUAAGGUUCAGAUAAUCGCUCCAAUGACAGUCAGUGGAUGCCAGUGUUGUCAGUUAGUGGGGACUGAGCUGAGGGGAAAAAGGCUGCCUGUUACAUAAUCUGGGUGUGGUUAAUCUUCUCUGUCCUCUCCCAACUCACUCAGUCUUUAAACACAGGUCACAAAGAGAGUGAGAGCACUGAGGAUUUACUGGCACACAGCACCAGUAGAGCCCAUAACAGGAACUGCACCCCAUUUGCCUCAUGCAGCGUGACUCAUCUCCUUUGCAUAGAGUUGAUCAGGCUGUUGAUUGUGGCCAGUGGAAUGUUGUCCCACUCCUUUUCAAUGGCUGUGCGAAGUUCCUGGAUAUUGGCUAUUCCUGGAACAUGCUGUCGUGCAAAUCGAUCCAGAGCAUCCCAAACGUGCUCAAUGGGUGACAUGUCUAGUGAGUAUGCAGGCCAUGGAAGAACUUGGACAUUUUCAGCUUCCAGGAAUUGUAUUUAUAGAUCCUUGUGACAUGGGGCCGUGCAUUAUCAUGCUGAAACAUGAGGUGAUGGCGGCAGAUGAAUGGCACAGUAUCUCUGUGCAUUCAAAUUGGCAUCGAUAAAAUGCAAUUGUGUUCGUUGUCCGUAGCUUAUGCCUGCCCAUACCGUCACCCUACCGCCACCAUGGGGCACUCUGUUUACAAAGUUUACGUCCGCAAACCGAUGCCAUCUGCCCGGUACAGUCGUAAACCGGGAGUCAUCCGUGAAGAGCACACUUCUCCACCAUGCCAGUGGCCAUCGAAGGUGAGCAUUUGCCCACUGAAGUUGGUUACGACGCCGAUCUGCAGUCAGGUCAAAACCCUGGUGAGAACGACGAGCACUCAGAUUAGCUUCCCUGAGACGGUUUCUGACAGUUUGUGCAGAAAUUCUUCAGUUGUGCAAACCCACAGUUUCAUCAGCUAUCCGGGUGGCUGGUCUCAGACGAUCCCGCAGGUGAAGAAGCUGGAUGUGGAGGUCCUGGGCUGGCGUGGUUACACAUGGUCUGUGGUUGUGAGGCCGAUUGGACGUACUGCCAAUUUCCCUAAAACAACACUGGAGGCGGCUUAUGGUAGAAAAAUGAACAUGCAACAGCUAUGGUGGACAUUCCUGCAGUCAGUUGUGGCAUUGUGUUAUGUGACACAACUGUACAUUUUAGAGUGGCCUUUUAUUGUCCCUAGCACAAGGUGCACCUGUGUAAUGAUCAUGUUUAAUCAGCUUCUUGAUAUGCCACCCUAUCAGGUGGAUGGAUUAUCUUCGCAAAGGAAAAAUGCUCACUAACAGGGAUGUAAACAAAUUUGUGCACAAACUUUGAGCAAAAUAAGCUUUUUGUGCGUAUGGAACAUUUCUGGGAUAUUUUUAUUUCCGCUCAUGAAACCUGUGACCAACACUUUGCAUGCGUUUUAUAUUUUUGUUCAGUAUAAAUAAGACUCUGGAGUACACAGACUUUGUCAUAGCAGUUUAUCAUUGACCUGCGACCUCUCUCCCUUAGUGAAGGGGGCAAAUGGGCAGCUGUGCUGUGUCAUAUUCUGAGCCCCCAGGCCCAGGUCCUCUGUCCCCCUGUCUCUCCAUAGCAGCCAGUCACCUGUAAGUAUGUAUGGAGAUGAGAUUUUGACCCAGAAGAUACUCACUCACAUGCAUGCAACUGGUUUGUACUCAGUCUGUUUGGAUGCACUAACCUGCUGGAGAGGCACAUCCUGAAGGCAGUCCUCCUGCUUUGUCUGUGGCACGGCCCUGGAACACCCAGCAAAGCUUACUUAACAAGGAUACUGUCAGUCAGGUGUCUAGCAGUGCUGGCUGAUCCAACACUUGUUCAGUGAUGAAAGUGGAGAAGAGACAUGUAAGAACAGUCAGUGAUGUAGGCCUAGUCUGUGGACUGGUGCUAUGGUAGCUAACCCCUGGUAUAUUUUUGUUGAGUGAGGCUGACAUUUUGCUCUUUAGUCCGUCAACUAAUGACCCUAUAAAGAUGAAAUACUGACACUAGCUGCUGUGUGUUUGUAUUCGUCUCCAUGUCAUUGGUUGAUGGGAUGGAAUGAUGUGUUGGUGGUUUAAGGCUAGCAGUUCUUUUUGAAGGCAUGCUGUUUUUCUCCACUACUUGUUUGACAUGAAUGGUAUUACCUGCCUGAAAUAAACAUGUCCUCUACUCAAGCAUGGUCUGUGCACUCCGUCAUCACACUAGGAGGGAUUUUCUGCUGAAGAGUAAAGGAGAGACUGGUGUCUUCAUAGCAUUCCUCAUGGCAGAAUACCCAGCCAAUAGAAAAAUAUCUUCACAAAUCCAAGAACUAACAGCUGCUACACCUUGAUAACGUUACCAACUAAUUCUCACCUUGAUAGUAUAAUUAUCAUGUUCUCAUUUGUACUUAGAUGAGCCUAGCGUACAUUUCUUCCCUUUGCCUCAGUCCUACUACAUCAUCUCACAUUUUCUCCCCCUACUCAUACUUUUCUUAUGCACAUUCUCUUUCUUUCCUCUCUCUUUCGAUGCUUUCCUCCCUCCCGUUCCUCCUUGUCCUCUCCUCUCGUCCCUCUGUCUGGAUGGCUCACAGAGAAGCUGAUUGAGGGACUGAAGUCCCCUGAGACAUCUCUGCUGCUCCCUGACCUUUUACCCCUGGCUGACCCCUUCAGCAGCUCUGCAGAGGGCAACAGUAAUGGUAACAGGCUCUCCUGUCUGCCUAUCUGCCUGUCUGUCUGCCUGCCUGCCUGCCUGCAUGCCUUCCUCUCCUCUUCCUGUAUCCUCUCUCACAUGAGAGAUGCUUCAGGUUGUUUAUGAACUGAAGUCCGUCAUAUACUUUAUUCUCUGGAGCUGGAGCUCUUUGGUUUCCUCUCUCCUUUUCAUUCAUUUUCUUAUCUGACCAUCUCUCCUGUUCCUCUUUCAUCAGCAGCAAAGGCUGAGAUGUGUGUGGACUCUCUGAUACCGGGCCUGGAGACAGUCUCAGCCAGCCUGCCAGGUUAGUGUCCUAAACUGUACCUUACUGUUCUUACCAUUCCUUAAAUAAUAUAGGCAAUGUUAUUACAUUAUUGCCGUACAUCGCUAUGACGUAUGCUCUGUGUGGGGCCACAAGGCAAUGAGUUAUUGGGUUAACACAAAGGGGGAUUUGCCUCCACUAAGAUUGAAUGUGUUUUUUCUGCCAUCAACGUCAUACAGGGAUAUGACUCUUAGUUCAGAAGCUCUGUUGUGGUUUCCUUUGUGUUAACUAUUGCUUGGUGUUGAAAAGACCAAGUCAUUUAUCAGUAACCUGCGCAAACAUACCCUGCCAGGGCUUGCUGAAAGGUUUGCCUGUACCAAAUUAAUAUUCCCUGUCACCAUUUCUUCAAUGCUGUCAACUAAACUGUCUGGAACGGUUGCGGUUUAUUGCAAUGAUCCGUUGCUAUGACGUACUCUUGAGGGCGAACAGGAAAACAUUUGCAGUGCACUGUUCAUUAGCAUUGCUGAUUCUGCUCCAGAUGAACAUGAGCACAGUGUGAAUGUUAGUGUAAUGGCUGACAUUCCCCAGUGAAUGUAGGCUGGAUCUGAGGACAAGGCCGCUACUGCUGAGCGAUAGAGCGUGUCUGCUGCCCCUGGCUUUGACCUCUCAAUAUCGCGCAGUAGGCAGUUUUUCCCUCCGCUCCCACCUUUUGGUAGUAGUGUCAAUCUGUGCCACUAGAGGGCACCAAUGGACAAUGGUCCUGUCAUUAGUCCAACUCCUACAUGCAGCAAAGUACCACUACUAGUGUGGGGUUUGAUCAGGGGAUAUCUACUUUGAGGAUGAACGUAAAUCUGAGAGUAAGAAGCUCAUUCACUUUUGGUCUAAUCUUUUUUCUGUGGGAAAAGGGUGAGCAUGCUUACUAACCUACUGCUUUUUCUUCUGCUUGGGUUAAUGGUCUUUCAUUUUCUUUCCCUCCAUAUUAACCCCUGGCCUCCCCUCCCCUCCCUCAGACCCUCUGGCUGGAGAGGACUCUCUGCUGGGCUGCUCUUUGCUGUCUCACACCUCCACCCCUGGGGAUCAAACUGUCUGUGCACCCCCCUCCUGCUCCUCUGCCCCUCCUGGCUCUGCUUCCUGUCUGGACAAACUAGCUCCAGUCUCAUUUGGCACUGCCCAGGCAUCUGCUGGUAAGACCUCCUCUCUCCAGCUGUCAUAUAUUGUAUGUUACCUGGGGUGAAACGCCUCACAGCAAGUCUGACCUGUGUUCAGCCCAAACUAAAUCACAGUACCACAGACCGGCAGUAUCUCUCAGCUUUAAAGACCAGUCAGACUACUAAAAUAUACAUGUUCAAAGCCAAGCGACCUUUGAAUUGAUGAUGUUAAACUACCCAGUUAACUAUCAUAUUACUAAUAUCAACAUGAACUAUAUCAUUUCAGAAGGGUAAUGAGAUAUUGAUACAGACAUGUUGGCAGCCUGUAUCAAGGGCCCUUUCAUUGCAGUUCAAACGGUGAGGUAACCAUUUGUAGCACUAUGCUGCUGCCACAACAUUGUGGGACCUUCUGCAGACCCUUGACUCAUUUACAAAAGCCACAUCAGAUGCAUGGCUUAGUACUAAUGCUGUGACUGCUCUGGCUGCAUCUGUCUCUGUACUUCCUGCACCCUCCCCUCCUCCCUCCUCGCUCUCUUCUGGGCUGCGCUAACCUCACCCUCCAUUACCCCUUCACCUCCUCUCCUCCACCUGCAGACUCUGCUUACCUCAUGUUGGGCUUCCAGCCGCCCGAGGCUGGGGAGAAGGGCACUGAGGACGAAUUUGACCCCAUCCCCGUGCUCAUCUCCAAAAACUCCAACAACCAAGGUACGUAAGGCAGGCCAGCAGUGUGCAGAUAGGGUUGAAUCCACGUGUCUCAUUGAUCCACACAGAUCUGCUGAGGACCAAAGUACUGUUCUGUAUGAGCUGCCAGGGGACCACGAAUGAGCACACCCAUUACUGAGAAACCCUAGCUAACACCCUAGUUCAUCACUUACACCUGCUGAGAGCAACCAUGGCUGGAUGUGCUGUAACAUUAGCUAGCCCUUCUCAUCCUAGCAUGCUUUCACAUCAGUGGGUUUCUCUAAACUUUCGCUCAUUGACUUUUCACUGGCUGAACGUUGUCAAUAAGAAUUGGCAGUUCCUAUCAAAGGCAGGCACCAUUCUGCAGUUGUUUUGUACAGUCUGUCAGAACAGAAGCGCCAACAGCAGAGCUUGAAGGCAUCUUUUAAGAGUAGUGUCUUCUAGAGGUUAGGAAGACAUACAAGAUGUCCUCCUCCCUGCACUCUAUCCCUGAAAUGCUGCGCCUGCAUAUAGAUAAUCUCGCUUACUUUCUGUCUCUUUUGUUCUCUUCCUACCCCUGUCCCUCAUUCACUCGUGUCUGCUCCUGUCAUCCCACCCUCGCUCCUGUCCUCUUCUCUUUCACCAAUUCUCAAUGCUUUGCCAUGAUCUGUCCUGUCUCUCUUCUAUGCUCUCUCAAAUACUUUCCUUUCCCCCUCUUCGCUCUUCCUUGCUCCGUCCAUGUCCUCUUCUCUCUCUCUCUCUCUCUCUCUCUCUUUUUCUGGCACGUUUCAGGUGGUCACUCGCGCAGCAACAGUGGCAGUUCAGAGUCCAGCAUCCCCAACUUGGCCCGCUCCCUUCUGCUGGUGGAUCAGCUCAUCGACCUAUAGGGGGGUGGGGGAGAGAGGUCGAAGGGGCAGCGUGCAAUCGUAACAUGUAGGGGAUGGAGAGGGGGCAGCAGAGGCACUUAUGUAGCACCUUGCAAGGUGAAAUGGAGGAGCUUUAGUGUGGACUAGUAAACACUUUCUCUGGUGUGCCUCCUUGCCCCCGCCUCCAUCUCUUGCUUUCCUGAUACGCUAGUUUCAAACCAUUAAUUCUGGCCGUUGGCAUUCCCAUGUUGGUAACAACAUUGCAUUAACUCCCCGUCCUGACAGAUUGUCUGCUUCUGUCUUGGCUGCACUAUGGUCUUUAUCAUGCUGUCAUCCAUCUGUCAACAUUCCUCAUUGUCCUGCCAUGCGGAUUCAGCCCCACCCUAUGCACAUACUGCCUGGCUUGCCCAUAACUCCAUUGGCUUUGCUAUGUUUGAUCAGGGUUUAAGCUUCCUUUAUACAAAUGUAUGUGUCCUAGGUCUGACCACGUAACAUAGCCAGGAGAGAGAGAAGUACUGUACUGCUAUCUGUAUGCACUCUUCCUGUAGCAGCUAUGACCAUGUCUAGUCAUUACAGCAAAGCAGGCAUUUAGAAAAGCAGAAGCUGACUGAACUAUCCCGAGCUGCUUGCAUGGGGCAUACAGAGGAGACCAAUGAGCUGUCAGUCCUUAGGCUCCUGCUGUGUUUUUAACUUUUCUCAAACUGCUGUGGUUCACCGCUGCCCCUUGGGAAUGUUUGGCUGUCUGUUGCAAAUGUUCGAAGAUGUCUAUGUGUCAUUGUGAGCUCAAAAGCACUUGUGCAACAUGCACCGUUAUGGUAGACAUAUCGUCUCUAUCUACAGGCUGUGGCUAGCUACUGUACCCCCAAACUGGCUCAGAUAGUCAGGUCUUCUACAACAACCAUCUCCUUGACUGUACAACCAUGUUUAUAUUGGCUGUGCUUUAUGUAAGAGCUACAAUCUGUUUAUCUGAACAUUCCCUGGGAUUAUUGUUCCAGUCCUGUGCAUUUCCUAUAGUUUAAGAUCAUAUUGAGCUGGUGCAUUUUGCCUCUUACUAUACCUCUAAGUAUAAGAAUGAUCUGGAAAGGUUGACGCAUUAGCGGUAUUAUUCUAAAUGUGUGUAAUUCAUUUGAAUGCCCUUGUCUUCUUGGUCAUACAUUAAGACGGGUGCUCAACAACUUUCUCUCUUGGGCAGAAUGCAUGCUAACCGGCUAUUGGGCAGAAUGCAUGCUAACCGGCUAUUGGGCAGAAUGCAUGCUAACCGGCUAUUGGGCAGAAUGCAUGCUAACCGGCUAUUGGGCAGAAUGCAUGCUAACCGGCUAUUGGGCAGAAUGCAUGCUAACCGGCUAUUGGGCAGAAUGCAUGCUAACCGGCUAUUGGGCAGAAUGCAUGCUAACCGGCUAUUGGGCAGAAUGCAUGCUAACCGGCUAUUGGGCAGAAUGCAUGCUAACCGGCUAUUGGGCAGAAUGCAUGCUAACCGGCUAUUGGGCAGAAUGCAUGCUAACCGGCUAUUGGGCAGAAUGCAUGCUAACCGGCUAUUGGGCAGAAUGCAUGCUAACCGGCUAUUGGGCAGAAUGCAUGCUAACCGGCUAUUGGGCAGAAUGCAUGCUAACCGGCUAUUGGGCAGAAUGCAUGCUAACCGGCUAUUGGGCAGAAUGCAUGCUAACCGGCUAUUGGGCAGAAUGCAUGCUAACCGGCUAUUGAUCAUGUGUAUUCCAAUAAGAGCUUUAUCGUCGCUAUUCUGUUUCAUUUGGGUUUCUGUCCUCGGCCCAUUGGUUAGCAGAUCUACAUUUCCGAGAAUGUGAGAGAGAAAUUAGUCCCAUAUUGAGCAUGGAUACAGCUGAACAGUGCAAUGGUCGCGUAUCUCAUUGUGGUUGUUUGGUGAGGGUCAGCUGAUCUUUACCAGUGAGCCAGCAGAGUGAGAAGUAGUUGCAGCUGAGCUUGGGUUUUGUCUGCUUGUGUUGUGCUGGUGUGGUCCUACAGCCAAUCACAGUUUCUCUUUUUGUUCCAUGUGUCUCUGUUGCACAUUUCAUCCUCAUCAUUCAUAUCCAUCUCCCUUCUGUCCAAUCUACUCAUCCAUACCACACACACAUAUAUACACCGUGAUGUUGCUUGCCCUAUAUAGUGUAAUGAUCUGGAAAAAUAUCCAUUCCCUAGUCCCUACCAACUCAUGUAUAUAAAACCACUAUUUCAAUGUCCUCAUUCUCCCCUUGUAAAGAAGUAGUUAAAGUAUACUGAACAAAAAUAUAAACGCAACAAUUUCAACAAUUUUACUGAGUUACAGUUCAUAUAAGGAAAUCAGUCAAUUGAAAUAAAUUCAUUAGGCCCUAAUCUAUGGAUUUCACAUGACUUGGUAGGGGUGCAGCCACAGGUGGGCUUGGGAGGGCAUAGGCCCACCCACUGGGGAGUCAGGCCCAGCCAAUCAGAAUGAGUUUUCCCCACUAAAGGGCUUUAUUACAGACAUAAAUACUCCGCAGGUGAAGAGCUUCUUGAUAUGCCACACCUGUCAGGUGGAUGGAUUAUCUUGGCAAAGGAGAAAUGUUUUUGCACAUUGAAAAAUUCUGGGACAUUUUAUUUUAGCUCAUGAAACAUGGGACCAACACUUUACAUGUUGCGUUUAUAUUUUUGUUCAGUAUACAUUUUAAAGUGUUUCAUAUUUAAAGACAUGUCAUAUCAUGGUAUGAAUAAAUGUGACUUGAUAGUGUUAUAGAAUGAAUGUAUGAAGUGAGUAUCAAUAUGAAAUAUAUACAAUUCAUAAGUACAUAUUAUAGGUAAAUGAAAAUAAAGUUUAUUUCUGUGUAUUCUUUAUGGGGUUGUAUUUAAGAAUGCAAAGAUAUUGUGUCCCUCAUUUUUGUCCAAAGUAUUUUUGUCUAUCCUUCUUGGUCUUGUGGGACUAUUUCAGCAUAGGGAAGCCACUAGCCCCAUGGUUUUAGCUAUCUUAAUUUGGUGGUGUUCUGAGAACAGCUCUGUGCUUGUGACUUACCUUAUUGGAGUAUUAUCUUCAAGCUUCAUCCUUGGUUUUCCCAUAGUUUUCUCUGGUUUGAUUUUCUUCCUCUGAGUUGUAGUUUAUUUAACAACAGAGUCCCUUCCCUCCUCUGGAAACAGGGCUUAUGAUGGAAGGGUCUUCCUGAUAUCUCUGUUCUUUCCUCCUCCUUUACUGUUAACCCCUAAAUGCAUCACACAGUCUAGCCUAUCUACUUACAAGUUACAAUGCAAUGAGUCUCAUUUGUUGGAAACGGAACCAAAAUGUGUCUUACUCUUGACACAUCUUUAUCAUCCUCCCAGCAAGCAUAAUCAGUGGAUAUAAUGUACUACAUUGUACCCACCCUUGAUUUACCUGAGGCAUAUGAAAAUUAGACGGUACAAUAUUUAAAAAACUAAACUGAAAUGCAACACGUAUAAGAACUUUCAACUCCACAAAAUGCAUUUAUUCAAUUUCAGAAAGUCUUGUUUCCAUACUUGGAAAAUAUUCAAAGCAAAAAUAUACAUUUCCAUUGAGGUGUUACUGCUAGUAUAGCAUACUUUAAGUUAAAGAUAAUUUCUUAGUUUUUUUCUUUAAAAUACAAAUGAGUUUUACCCCAAACCAUAUAUAUUGUACAGUAAAUUCUAGAAAUUGGGCUGUGGAUUUUAAAGUGUGUAUGGCCUGUAUGGAGAGAGAAUCAGUAAAACUGCUCGGGUUUUGUUUUUAUUAAUUUUCCUCUCCAAUCUACUUGAUGUACAGUUCAGUCUUUUGCAGGUUUUAGUGUGGCUAACCUAUGCAAUUCUACAGUAGUGCUCAUAUUAUCCUUAGACACCACAGUGCUGUAUCAGUAGAGGUCUAGCCUUGCCAGUAGAGUUUUACUUGUGUUGCUGUGAAACUGAUGUACCUAAGUCUGUUUGCUGAGGCAAAACAGUGACAAGUAUAAUCUAUUUGAUUAUAUGAAAACUGUUGAACUGAGCAAACAGCAGUUGUCCAUAUGUGAAAUCACAGUUAUUAUCUAAUGUGUACCUUCUAUUUUUAUGAAAUUAGAAAAAAAUAUUCAAAAAGAAAGGGACAUUAAAUAAACGUGAAUGUAACUCUAGUCUCGUUGGUGUAUUUUUCAAAUCAUCAGUAGGAAAUGUAGUUCAAUAUAUGGUUGUGUUAUGAGAUAAUUGGAAGAGCAAGUAUAGGUGGAUAACACAUCAGUCUGUUGCUUAGUCACACACCCACAUAAUUCACUUCCCUAACAAUGUCAAGGCUCACACUUCAGACAGAAAAUGCAAUCUGCUGUCAGUUUGCCAGCUUAUGAAUGCAUUAAAAGCUUUCAGAAGCCUCUGCGUUUAAAAAAUCAUUUUUUCUCCUUUUAAAAUUUUUUUUUCUCCUUUUGACUUAUCAAAAAGUCAGUAUAUCAGUACAGUAUGGAAGUGCUCACUCAUCCUAUCAUGCCUUGGUGCUAGGCUGAGCAACUAACACACACUGCACUCUUACCUGGAGUUUGAGUCCUCUCGCUUACUGUAGUGUACUGUAGAGCUCACACACCUAACUUCUUGCCUUUCAAUCCACUGAAAGGUUGAGUAUCUUAGAGCUACAGUUCCACUUCUUCUCUUACUCACAACCUGCCCAGCUCUUUGUCCUCUGGCUGACUCUGGACUGUGUCCUAAAUGGCUGCCACUAACCCUCUCCCCCUGGGGCUGCCGGCUAACUCCUGCUACCUGCACUACCAAGGUAAGACUGCCCCUGUUUCUGCCCCCCUCUGUCUGUCUGUCUACUCCUGUCAAUCUCACUCUGCUGGGACUCCAGUGAGUCCUCUCACUCCACCUUGUUUCCACGGGUCCAUUUGAUCCUUAUCAAGUCCCUAUAUCUUUAUAUAACUUACCAAUAACGACCCUAAAUCUACCAGUAUUACUCUUUGUAGUGGUGCGUGGAAUUGUUUUGAUGAGGGGUUGUGUAUCUGCUUAGAGGAUGUUGCAGGUCUCCUGAAAAACAACAAGUGGAAACAAGGUAUUUUGUGUUGUAUUGAUAGCGCUGAAUAGUCGUCUUGUGUUCAUUGUGUUGUACAGAGUAGAUCAUGUUGUGUUUUUGGAGUCGUGCUGUGCUGGCUUGCUGCUGUUGGACCAUUGUACUGUUGUUGCUGUUUCCAUGGUGUUUACUUGUUUGCAGUAUGCUGUUGUACGUGUCAUCUUUGGGAGUGACAUUGAUGCUUUGUUAGACCAAAGGACCACAGACAGUAGUUCAAAGCUGAGAGAGGGUUCUCAAUGUAAACUAACUAGUCAUCUUGUCUCAGUGUACACAUCUUAAAGGGCAACUCCACCACUUUAACAUAAUUUUCAUUAUCUCCAGCACAAUACUAUUGUCUACAUAUGUGGAAACAGCGCUUUUCUAUAUUUUGUAGAAAAAAUACAUGUAGUUUAAAAGUUCUACCCGAUGACAUCAUCAAAAGUUAAAACAUUUUAAAAAGUGUUUUUCAAACAUGAGAAUCGUGGUGACGUGGGAAACAAGAAAAUACCCUCCUGGCUAAACUUGUUACAGGUUUUGGAAAUCACCCGUUUUUCCUACCCUGUGAUGUCACAGAGAAGCAUUUUUUAGGGCCUUGUCUUUUUAACCACAGAUCAUAGAAAUGUGCCGUUUUCACAUAUGUAGACACUGGUAUGGUGCUGGAGAUAAUGAAUGAGAUUGAAAAGUGGCAGAAUUGCACUUUAAGUCUCAUCCUUUACUUUGUGUCUUCUCUCCUCUGCAGAGCUGAAAGGGGAAAGGAAAAGCUACGCUGUGCUAGACAAGGGGAGGUCAGAGAAUGAGCUGCCUGGAGAAGGCCACAGAGCAGAUGAGGGCUGUGUCCACUCCAGCGAUGAGGAAUUUGAGGAGGAAGACAAGAGAGAGGAGGAGCAGGGCAGGAGGGCCAGUGAGAGUGAUGAGGUGGUCCAUGACUGCAGUGGUUCCAGACCUUUGCUGCUGGAUUCAGAUGAAGAGGAAGAGCAGGGGUCUGAAUUACCCCUCCCACCCUCCCAGCCAUCCCUAUCACACCCACAACUCUCCACUCCCUCCCACCAACCUACCCCAGGCCCACGUGCCCCAUCCCAGAAUCAUUCCCACCAGAUGCCCCAGCAAGCCAGGGGGGUUGACGUUGUCGCUGAUGUCUUCUCGAAAGCCCCUUUCAGGGUUGGACAGGAAGAGGCAGGUGACGUGUUCGCAAAUGCCCCGUUCCCACGUCACCCUGUUGUGACACAAAAGCAUCCAGAUGUCUUCCUGCAGGCCCCCUUUGUGAAGCCCAAGACCCAACACCCUCACCCAGCUGUGCUUUACCCUGUGGCUCAUGAACCAGCCCUCUCGAGCCAGGUGGCCCCGCAGCCUUUCCGCCCACAGGCCCUGGCCAAGUACUCCCGACACUUUCAGGGCCCAUUGCCUCAGCAGCCUGUGACAGCUCAGAGGGUGUUGUCCAACGUGAGCAGGCAGACUGCUGUGAGCUCAGUACCUGUGGGACCCUUACACUCCUGGACUUCAGAGGUAAGUGCAGUAGACCCCUUUGUCUCUGCGCCCUUUCACCUUAAGGCCCCGCAAGAGAAGCCCUGA